CAUCUUACAUCCAUAACAGGAGCUGUUAUUGUUGUGCCAUCAAGUUACGGUGGUUCACUGACUGUGUGGUACAAAAUCUUAGCUCUUGUCGUUAACAAAUAAACAGCUGUUUGUAGAAUUAGCCAACUGAAACAUUUUGCCUGAGAACAUUGGGACACCGCGCAGACACUCGUCCCGCAGACCCGUUGACCCACUGGACCCGAUGGUCGUUUUUUCCCCUACUGAUCUUUUGUCCAAUUCCAAAGGUUCUCUGUGUUGUGCCUCUCGGAGCCUAUCUGCUGUUGUUACAUUCAAGAGCAACAAUGUCACGUUGGAAGGAUAUGAAUAAGGAUGAGCUAGAGAGGCAGUUUUCGCCCAGCCAAUGGUCGCACAGAAUGUCGGCAGACGACGUUAUCAAAUCCCACGUGACGGCGCUCAAAGAAGGUACGGAGCGUGCCCGUGGCCUGGCCCAAACCCUCCUCAACGUUCCCUAUGGAGAAGGAGAGGGGGAGAAACUAGACGUCUAUGUUCCCACCACCACUUCUCUAGAUGUCCCACUGGUAAUCUACCUCCAUGGAGGCUACUGGCAGUUCCUUAGUAAGGAGGAGUCCGGGUUUAUGGCUGUCCCAUUGGUCCAUAAGGGCGUCGUGGUGGUCGCCGUGGGUUACGACAUCGCUCCCAAAGGGAACAUGGAUUUGAUGGUGUCUCAGGUGCGGAGGAGUGUGGUGUCCGUCAUUCAACAGUAUUCACACAUUAGUGGUCUGUACCUGUGUGGCCACUCUGCGGGGGCCCACCUGGCUGCUAUGAUCCUUUCUACAGACUGGUCUCAGUACAGUGUGACCCCUCAGAUCAAAGGUGCGUUCCUGGUCAGUGGUAUAUAUGACCUCCUGCCCAUCCUAUCCACCUAUGUCAACGAGCCUCUGAAGAUGACAGAAGAGGUGGCUCUGAGGAACAGUCCUAGUCAGCUGGUUCCGCAGCUCAAACUCUCCUCCUCCAACUGUGACAUCGUGGUUGCCGUGGCGCAGAAAGACUCGCCAGAGUUCCGGAAGCAGUCGGAGGACUACUACAAAACUCUGGAGUCAACAGAAGGACUGAAGGUAACAUUGGAGGACGUUCCAAACACAGAUCACUUCAACAUCAUCGAGCAGCUAGUCGACGGAGACUACCACCUCACUCAGCUGCUGUUAAAGAUGAUGGGGAAGAGCUAAAGAGAUACAGGGACACCAGCCAAUCAAUGAAGAGAUACAGGGACACCAGCCAAUCAUUGAAGAGAUACAGGGACACUGGCCAAUCAUUCAUUUACAUAUCAACCACAAACACCUCUGUUCUGAACCACAUCUAGAGGCACCACGCACCAGUUAUUAUGGACUGAUGGCUAUUGGCUAAACAAGGUGGUUAGGUAACAGGUAUUGUGUUUUGUGUUACAGAACCUCCGGGGUGAAGAUUCCCUUAGUUACAGUUCUUGGAUCAGUUUUUGAUUCCUCUUAACUUGAACUAUUAGUGGGAAAAAAUGCUAAACUGACCCAAGAUCCGCGUAUAGGGGCAUCUUCACCCUGCUCCGUUACAAAAAGCUAUCGCCUGGAGUUCUUCCUGGUUCAAGUCAUGACCAGGAAAUACUCCAGGAAAUACUCCAGACCCUGCUUUAUGUCUUAUAGAAAGGUGGGCAAUCAUUUUGUCUCAAAGGCCGCAUCGAUAUUUUCUAAAUUCCGAGGAUGGCCGCACAGAUUUUUUCCCCGGACCGAUUUGUUCGUCAAAAACAAUUUGUGGGCCAGAAAAAGGGAAGUUAUUUAACUUUUAGGUCCAAUAUAAUCUCUACAUACUUUCUCAUUUUAAACGUUCAAGAGCCAUGUUCCCUCUAAGCUGCCACUUCCUCCAGGACUGCUGCGUAGAAGGUCUUUUGAGAGUGUGUUUGUGUUAGAGAGGCACAUGGUUUUGUUUGGUCUCUCCUGUGUUAGUCUCUUGUGGUCGGCUACCUCAGUAAGUCCUCAGACUGGCUGAUAACCCCAUAAUGAUGCAUCCUACUCUCCUUACCUACACAGCCAACCUGUUGACAUCUUUUUCUUUAUUUAACUAGGCAAGUAAGUUUAGAACAAAUUCUUAUUUACAAUGAUGGCCUACUUGUAAAGCUCUUAGGAAUAUUUUAGGGAAAUAGUCAAACUGAUCCUGGACCAGCCAAAGUUUGAAAACAUAUUAUGUGUCCCAAAUUGCAUCCUUAUAUAGUUCACUAGUUUUAACCAGGUCUAUUUCACUAGGUAGGGUAUAGGGUGCCAUUUGGGACUGAAGCAUAGCCUGCCAGGAUAAAGUAGCAACACUUGUUUCCAGAGCGAGCGAGAUAGCUAAUCAGUUAACCAAUCACUAUGCACAAAUUAAUAUUGUCUUCAUGGCAAUUUUGCCAAUGGCCAGUCGAUUUCACCGCUUGUUUUAGUGGCACAGUGUAGCUGAUAACGCGCCGACAGUGGCACUUUUUUGUUUCUUUGUAUUGUUACAUCACUUCCUGUGUUUGUUUCUAAACCUCUCUGGACCAUAGAAAUAGUCCACCCAUUAUGACAUCAUUGACUUGAAUAAGGAUGCCUGUUCUCUGAACCAUAGAAAUAGUCCACCCAUUAUGACAUCAUUGACUUGAAUAAGGAUGCCUGUUCUCUGAACCAUAGAAAUAGUCCACCCAUUAUGACAUCAUUGACUUGAAUAAGGAUGCCUGUUCUCUGAACCAUAGAAAUAGUCCACCCAUUAUGACAUCAUUGACUUGAAUAAGGAUGCCUGUUCUCUGAACCAUGUUGACUGGGAAUCUUUCCCCACUAUGUUGUUCACCUGUUAUUCUAAUUUAAUUGACCUGCCAUUAGAACCAGGGUUCAAAUUAUACAUGGCCUCUUGGGGGUGCAUGAACGGUGAGGGUGUUCAAUCUGCCCCCCCCGUAAUUCAAACCCUGGUUAUUUUCUAAAGGACAUGAACAGGGUCUGGACUUCUCGUGUUAACAUUAAGUACAUGACAUGAAUUGCAAUCAGUAUGAAGAAAGGUGAAUGUUGGCAUUCAAUAGGGUACGUCUCGAAUGGUGAAACGCAGUGCACUUUUUUAGGGAAAAGGUUACCAUUUUGGACAUAUGUCAAAUUGACCUAUAUAAUUGUCAGAUGUGUGUUACACAUGGAAUUAAUUGUAACAUGUACCCCAAAAUAACCGUUUGACACUUGAAUUUGUCAAUCUAGAACUAAGGAAUACUGUAUUUUGUUUAUUAUUCUACCCUAAUAUGAAAUUGUCAAUCUAGAUUUGCACACUAAAAUGUAAUAAUGGUUUUAUGUGGGUCAUUAUGCUUCUUUGUCUAGUAGCCUAAAUGCUUGUUUACAUUAUUGUUUACAUGACUAGUAAUAAUGUUGGUGGGAGAAUUAUGUAAAAUAUCACAAUAAAUGUGUAUGUCAUAGAA
Oncorhynchus nerka (sockeye salmon) is the source of this 3394-nucleotide messenger RNA. It is a transcript of the gene afmid, whose product is annotated as arylformamidase. The transcript has 11 exons. Gene Ontology annotation, molecular function: arylformamidase activity; lipase activity. The record is from RefSeq and is a predicted model, not a curated record. Lineage: Eukaryota; Metazoa; Chordata; Actinopteri; Salmoniformes; Salmonidae. Bases 303 to 1187 code for a protein of 294 amino acids.